UCUCCGGGCUCUGAAGCGCCAUCGAGAAGAUGGAAGGGAGAUAGUAUAUGUCGAUGAGACGUGGUUCAUCACCAGAAUGAGCCACAACAGAGAGUGGAUGGACACCGCACAACCUGCUACCAGUGCCACGCAUAGCCGACAGGUACCACCUGGCGAGGGAGAGCGCUUCGUGGUGGUAGCAGCUGGCACAGCAAAUGGAUUUAUUGAAGGCUCUUUCCUUUGUUAUCCUGCAAAGAGUACAAGUGGCGAUUACCACGGGGAAAUGACAGGCGAGCUGUUCAUACGCUGGUUAACAACGCAGCUUCUACCAUUGCUGCCUGAACCAUCAGUGUUGGUGCUCGGCAACGCACCUUAUCACAGCCAGCUAUUAGACGAGUGUCGGUGUCCUACCACGGCCACCAAGAAAGCAGACCUUAUUACCUGGCUUCAGAGUCGCCGAAUCCCUGCCCCAGACGGUGCCACAAGACCUGAGCUGUUGCUCAUAUGUCAACAGAACAGGCCAAAACCACAGUACAUCGUGGACAACAUAAUUCGAGAGUGGGGCCACGAGGUGGUGCGUCUGCCACCUGCCCACCCAGAGCUCAAUGCCAUUGAGUAA
Messenger RNA from Macrobrachium nipponense, 598 nucleotides. RefSeq lists its product as uncharacterized. Bases 77 to 598 code for a protein of 173 amino acids. Lineage: Eukaryota; Metazoa; Arthropoda; Malacostraca; Decapoda; Palaemonidae. The transcript has a single exon. Gene Ontology annotation, molecular function: nucleic acid binding. The record is from RefSeq and is a predicted model, not a curated record.